Molecule: messenger RNA, 1899 nt
Organism: [Candida] anglica
Lineage: Eukaryota; Fungi; Ascomycota; Pichiomycetes; Serinales; Debaryomycetaceae
Source: the annotation of a GenBank genome assembly
AUGCUGAACCUGAUUGAAGAGGAUUUCGAAGGGGAGUUUGAACCAAUUCAAAAACUUAGCUUUGAGGAGGCAAAGAGUGAUCGUAUGUUGAGAGAGAUCAAAUUGCGUAGAAAAUUACAAGAAGAUGAAAAGAAGCAUAUUGAUAACAAAGAGCCCAACCAACCGGCAAUCGAGAAGGAGAAAGAGCCUGUCAAAAGGGCGGCAUACAUAACAUCCCAACCUCCUAAAAAGAGAACUCAAACAUUAAACCUUAAAAAGAUUAAACUCUUUAAUUCUAAGUCUGGUUCAAAUCCAUAUAAUAUUCAAUUGGAUGAUGAUCCAGUGGAAAUUGACACACCACCAGUUAAGAAACCAAAACUUCUGAAGGCUCUUGAAUUGAUGGCUCAAUUCACAAAGAAUACAUCUACUUCUAUUGUUGAAGAUUCUUUUUCCGCAUCUCCUGAUGAUAUUGCAUGUGUAAGAAACACCAUUCUUUCACAACUUGCAGCAAAGGGCGCUCUGUUUCCUCAUUUACUUGAAUCUUCCAUUGCUGAUAAAUAUAUGGAGGUUUAUAGAAUGUUUGAACAUACAGUGAGAGAUAAUGAAGGGCAUUCUGCGCUAAUCAUAGGUCCACGAUCUCUGGGUAAAACUGCCAUUAUUCAACGAGCAUUAUCAGAAUUAUCUAAAAAAUACCCACAAGAUUUCAUAACUAUUUCUUUGCAUGCAUACCAUCAAAACGAUGAGAAUACCGCAUUGAGAGAAAUUGCUAGACAACUUGAUAAGAGUUUAAAAAAAUUAAGACAAAAUGAAGAAGAAAUUAAUCACAAUACAAAUGAGUUGAAAAAUGAUAAAGAUGAUAGUAUUAAUGAAAAUCAGUUACAUGCUACAUUUGAACAAAGAUCUCUUAGUGAUACAUUUUCAAAUAUCCUUUCGAUCCUUGAUAAGGGUAAAACAGAUUCAGAAAAUACUCACACAGUAUCGAUUAUUUUUAUAAUAGAAGAAUUUGAAAAAUUUACUCAGAGCGGUAAACAAACUCUUUUGUACAAUUUAUUUGAUUUGUCACAAAAUUCCAGUACCCCAGUAUGUGUAUGUGGUACAUCUACUAAAUUGACAACUAGAGAAUUAUUAGAAAAGAGGGUAAGAAGUAGAUUUAGUCAAAGAAUCAUCACAAUUAAUAAACCAAAGGGAAUUGAUGAAUUUUGGUCAAAUGCAAAAUUGGGACUUACUUUAGGACAAGACGUUAUAAAUAAAUUAUCAGAUCCAUCUUAUGGUAAAAAAUGGAAUGAUUAUGUGGAAUCUGCAUAUUCACAAUCACAAUCAUUUCUCAAACGUUUGGUGGUGCAGAAUUAUUACACAAGUAAAAAUUACCGAGAUUUCAAUAAUUCUGUUCGUUUUGCAAUUGCUCAACUUGGACCUUCAAAUGUCUUUCCGCGUGAUAAUGAUUUCGCUACUUACCUUCGGAACCAAUCAAUUAAUAAUAUUCAAUCUAAAGCGGGGUCACUUUCCGAACUUGAAUUACUAUUAGUGAUUGCUGCUGCAAGAUGGGUUGAGAAAUAUGCACUUCUGGUGGUAAAUUUUAAUUUGGCAUAUAAGGAAUAUGAAGAAAUGAUGAAACAAUAUAAUAUUGGCGCUACUACAGCUGGUGGAUCUGCAUCAGCUGCCGAUUCAGCAAUGAUGACGAAUUUUAAAGUUACUCAAAGAAUUUGGCCUCCAAAUAUUUUGAAGAAUAGUUGGGAGAAUUUGUAUAGAUUAGAUUUAUUACUCGAUGCUACAGCAGCAGCAAUCAUAAGUGAAAAGGGAAUCGUCUACAAUGCUGGGGUGAUUGAAGAGAGUCGUAUGGUGCAACUUGAUAUUACACUUGAAGAAUUGGGCCAUUUAGUUGAUGAACUGAGUUUCGUGAAAAAAUUGACCCGAUUAUAA